GAGGGGGGCGCGGCCCUGCAGGGAAAGGUGGAGGUUGUAUGUAGUGUGUAUGUAUGCGUGGAAGUGUAUGUGUGUGUGUGUGUAUGUAUGUAUGUGUGUGUGUGUUCAUACGUGCGCGUGAGCGUGUACGCGCACUGCAUUUUUUUUUUUGUGUGUGUGUGUGCAGCUCGUGCAGGAAAGGGACAGGACAUGAGCGCACAUUGAGAGAGCGGCUCUUUUACUCGGCGUGAUCAUUUCACGCUUCCCCCCGAAGCCCUUUUUCCACCUAAAGCGUUUAGUUGCAGCUGACUGAGCACUCGCAGGGAGUGCAAUAGGGAGCGGAAGGGUCGAAUUAUUUCAACCUACAACUCGCCCCAAAAGUACUGUAGGACGAAAGAAAAAAAAAGAGGGGGCGGGGGGGGGACGAAAACAGUGCCAGAGAGUUAGGGAGAAAGAGAGGGGGUGAGAGAGACAGAGAGAGAGAGAGAGAGAGAGGGAGAGGGGGACACUGCGAAAAGUUUUUGUUCUUUUCCUUUUUUCUCCCUCCAUCGCCUCCCCCUGUUCUAACGGGGUUAACAUGGACCAGGGGCCCAAGAGUCCUGCACUGCGGCUGGGGAGAGCAGGACAUGGUGGAGUGAACCAGCUCGGAGGUGUGUUUGUAAACGGCAGGCCCCUCCCAGAUGUAGUACGACAGCGAAUAGUAGAACUCGCCCACCAGGGGGUUCGGCCCUGCGACAUCUCACGCCAGCUACGAGUCAGCCAUGGAUGCGUCAGCAAGAUACUGGGCAGGUACUAUGAAACGGGCAGUAUCCGCCCCGGGGUAAUCGGGGGAUCCAAACCAAAGGUUGCUACACCCAAAGUGGUCGACAAGAUCGCCGAUUACAAACGCCAAAACCCCACCAUGUUUGCCUGGGAGAUCCGGGACAGGCUCCUAGCUGAGAGAGUGUGCGACAACGACAGCGUCCCCAGUGUCAGCUCCAUCAACAGGAUCAUUCGGACUAAGGUUCAGCAGCAGCCCGGCCAAACGGGCUCAGUGUCGGCUCACAAUUUAGCGACGUCCGUGGCGGCCACACAGGUCUCAGCAGUGACCAGCGACUCGGCCGGCUCCUCGUACUCCAUCAGUGGCAUUCUGGGGAUCAGCUCAGCUGCUGAUGUGGGCAAGAGGAAGAGGGACGAAGGUUUGCAGGAGUCACCACUGGCCAACGGGCAUGGCCACAGUGGGCGGGACUUCCUCAGGAAGCAGAUGAGAGGGGAGCUGUUCUCGCCGCAGCAGAUCGAGGUAUUGGACCGCCUGUUUGACAGACAGCCAUCCUGUCCAAUCCAAUCCAGCUCUGACCUCUAUGUGAGCCCUGACUCUGGCAAGACGUCAGAUUAUUCGGCCAUGGCCUCACUAGCAGGCGGACUGGAUGAGAUGAAGAACAGUUUGGCUAAUCCUGGUACAGGGGCAGAGUUAGGAGCCAGUGUUUCCGGUCCACAGUCCUAUUCACUCGUACCAGGUCGAGACAUAGCCAGCACCACUCUGCCAGGCUACCCUCCACAUGUUCCUCCUACUGGACAGGGCAGCUACUCCACCCCUUCCCUCACUGGCAUGGUACCUGGUGGAGACUUUUCCGGAAGUCCAUAUUCCCAUCCUCAGUAUUCCACAUACAAUGAAUCGUGGAGAUUUCCUAAUCCCAGUUUAUUAGUGUUUCAGCAGGAUUAUGGGUCACUCCUGGGGACGGAAAUCGGCUGCUCCUCCAGUCUCUUCACCAGCCAGGCAGGACAGAUGCAAGGGUCACCGUACUACUACAGUGCGACAUCACGGGGGGCAGGCCCUGCAGCUACUGCAACAGCCUCCGCCUACGACCGCCACUGACCCCUCCUACUGAGAGAAGAGGAGGAGAGAGGAGAAGGAGAUGAGGAAGGGAGGGAGGGAGGGAUGGAUAGCACCAUCACCGCUCAGUACAAGCCUGCCAACGCACGAAUUUUUGACGUCAGUGAAGUUUGAAUUUUCUUUGAACAAACACACCACUGGGCUGCAACACAGACAUCGUCACAGGCAUGGCAGUAGCCCAACUGAUACAUAUAGGACAGAUCAGAAGAUUUCGUAAGCAAGUAAAUUUGGAACCUCCCAUGAUAUGUCAAGGCCUGGUAUCCCGAUCUUGUUUUUAACCAAUCAUCUACAAAUCCAAGAGGUCAUUGGACUGUGUGUGCAGCAGUGGCUGAAACUAUCUGUGUUGUGAUCUUCUGGGUAAACUGUUGUGUUUUCAGGUUGGGAAUAUUUUUGACAAAAUUAUUUGAGCUGAUUAGAGCAAAAUCACUUUUUCAAACAGUCUUUUUAUGACCUGACAUCAAUCAAUCAAUUUUCUAUGCCAUGCUACAGUGAAGUAAAGACAAUCCAACUCUCAUAACCUUGAAUGACCAAAAUCACCCUUAUCAUUUUCAUUCUAGUCUCUUUGCUGUAGAUUCAACACAUUUCCCCUGGGAUCACAAUGCUUAAUACAUGGGAUACCCUAAAUUUUAAUAGGAGUGUUUCGCUAAUGUUUGCUAAGCCCUGCCCUCCUUCGUUACUGUUAUUACGCCUGUCAAGUUUUCCAUUUCCAUUCCAAAUGUAAUUCCAUCUUGGGUAACAUUGGUUGAGUCUGCAAGAAUGAAAACCUUCCCUAAAUCCAGUAAGGAGCAAGACAGUAACAUGUAACCACACAAACUAUUGUAGUUGGUUAAUGAUGGGCUCUGUGACUUGGAAGCAAUGGUUACCACUGUAGAUAGUAAGCCUACAUUACAGUAUACAGUAAAUAACCACAGAGUUUAACCUGUUGUUACAUUUUCUGUUUUUGGAUUUGAAAAAACUAGAAGGCAGCACCCUUCAACUCUUAGCAUCACUCUGACUACAACCCCAUGCAAAUCGUUUCAACAUGGAGAAAUCCAAAGCUUGACAGGUCUACUGUGCCUAGUUCUGGUUGCCGAGGUACAAUAAUUAACGUCAAGGGUUGGGGUUUAGCAAACAGUCAGUUUCAUUGGUCGUAGCCAGAUUCUAAUGUGCUUGCAGUUCCCCAACAGGGAAAACUGUAUCCUCACAUCCACACUUGCAUUUGAAAUGGUUUGAAUGCCACUGACCAAUGGACAGCCCUCUCAGUAAAGCACAGCAUUAAAUCUGAGCCCUCUACUGUAACAGGAACAGUGCUGAACAUGUUCACAUCAGACCAAAACCAAAUCAACCAGGGAGAGUUAUUGUACAGGAAGGUGCUAUCCUACCUCCCCAGCCAAGAUUUAGUCCUGAUCAAGAGCUAUUUAUAAUGGAGGAGACACAGAGUAAUAUAUUCAGAAUCUUUUCUGCGCUGCACUCCGUGAUGAGAGUGAAUGCCUGUAAUGAUUUAUAAUAUGUGUCACGCUGUUGUGCUAGAAUAGUGAUGAUGAUGACGACGAUGAUGCAGUGAAAUAUGAAAUCUUAAAUACUUUCAAUAUGAGAAAAUAAGUCUUUGUUUAUAAAUGUGAUCCGAUUGCGAUUUUCUUGUUUAUAGUUUGUUGCCUGGUAUCAGUUGACACAGGUGCCAUUUAAUAUGACGCCAUUUUUAUCUGCCUCCUGAAUAUUCGAAAGAACAGCCAGGAAGCGGUGGCACCCUCUCUUUCUCUUUCUCUCAAUCUCUUUCUAUUUCUCUCUUUAAACUCCCCAAAGAUGGGCCCCCCCUAGUGGAUCGGCUGACUAACUACAAAAGCACAAAGAGACUCAAUCAUCAUUUAAAGGCGCCAUUUUACUUUUUCUGACUUCCUUUUAAAACCAUGAAGUACUUCUUCUUCUCCCCUUCUUGAGUGCUUGUCCUUGUGCUGUUAAACAUCCUGAAAUUGUUUCUAUAAAAGCAUUGCUUUCGUGAAAAACAAGUGAAACUGUUUUCUUUUUUUUACUUUUUUCUCUUUUUUUUUUGUUUGUUUGUCUCCUACAUCAGUUCUGCGCUGUGACAAUGCAUGACACCAGGGUCGAGGCCUUACCCACUCAAUGUACAGACAGAGUAGGACAGAUUUGCCCUUCAGUGCUGAUCUGAAACCAGUGUGUUAUCCCUCCCAAAUGUUUGAGGGCCCACAAAGAUGUUGAUCUUGUGAGAGGGCAAUAUCUUCCUAAACCUGUAUGUAGAUUCUUGUCUCACUUCUGUCCAUACAAGAUUUGUACAGUAAUCAGUGAAAGAGAAGUCACAAUGUCAAUAGCAAUUUCAAUUAUUCACUUGACUUUAGAUUUUAGUGAUGGAGCUUUCUUUAUGAUAAAAAGAUUAAGAGGUGUGUGGUGUUGUUUUAGCCAUCGUCUGCAAGUGUUUACAUAAUCUUUUAUUUGACUGUUUGUUUGUUUGUUUUGGGUAUGUGUGGCUGACCGUAGCGCUUCAUUGCUACUGUGUAGUUUUACUAGCUAACAGAUUGGAGACAUCAAAUCUGCAGCGUGAGACAUAAAAUAUAGCUAUAUAAACAUAUACCUAUGAACACUGAACAAAACUGUUAGUUUCUCAAUCUUUGUUGUUUCUGGGUUUUGAAAUAGUGAUAGUAUGGAUCCUUUUACAUUUGUAGACCUUAAAAGUUGUGCAUACACAACUCUAAAGAAGAUUCUUAUAAAGGCUCACCCGCUGUGCUGCCAGCAUGCACCGCAGCAGGAGCCCUUCCUUAUUUCUGUCUUUCUCUCUUGAUCUUUCUGAGGCAUUAUUGAACCUGAACCACACCAGCUGAAAACAAGGACAGUGCCUUUAGUUUUAUAUGUCAAACACCCCCUGACUGACCACGAGUCACUAAAACAAAAUUCAGCGCCCCUCCCUGCAAUUCCUUAAACAAUACUCUGUCUGCCCAUGCAACACAGGUUUAUCUAAAGCCUUCCACGAAUAACUAGCAGAGAAUUAUUUCAAUACCAACAUCAGACAAUAGUUUUCAUUAUAUAUACCGUAACAUUGCUACUGUGAUAACAGGACCUAGCACAGAUCUAGCACUGUAUACCAUGCAUCACAGUCCUGCAUGAUAUCUCCCAUCACAUGGACAUUUCAAUUACAGACCCUCUUGAAAAAUAUGUAACAGGAAUAAUGUCGGAAAUGCAAACUCACAGUCAAGAUAAGCCAUGUCAAGCCAAAUCAGAGAUGGUGCAGGACUCCUUCCUUGCUAUAAAUGAGAUUACAGUUUUGAUGCUAACAUUGCUGCAGUAUAGUUUCCAGCCACCAGUGGCAGCACUGAGCACUCAUACUAAUUGUUAUAGUCACCAGACAACGUAUAUGUAUAUUUGUUUUUAUAUCUCAGCAGCUGUUGGAUGGAUUACAAUGAAAAUUAGUAGACAUUCAGGUCCCCCUUAGGAUAAACUGUAAUCACUUUAGUGAUCCCCUGACUUUUCAUCUGGUGCCAUUGUCAGGUCAAAAUUACAAUUUGUUGAAAACAAAUGGUGAACAUGGUAAACAUUAGCCUAUAGCAUGUUGCAUUGCCACUGUGAGCAUUUUAGUAAGUCAGUGGUAGUUUUUGGCUCACAGAGGAGAUUUCCUACCAUCUUACUAGUUUAUAUUCUCAGAAUUCUUCCUGUAUCAAAGUCUAUGUGUGUUUCUGUGAAUGAAAUGUCCAAAUUUGGCAAUAUAUCCAUACAUGACUGUGAUCUGUGGUACACAGUCCUGGAUUGGGGCUACACAGGACCCACUAGCUUGACAUGGAGUUAACUCUGAAAAAAGGCACAAACUGUACAAAAAGGCCAAGUAAGCAACAGACACAUUACAAGUCUGUUCAUUAAUAUUACUUUAUUUUUUAAUUAACCAGAGCGUCUUAUAAAUGAAUUACACCCCUUUUUCACCAACGCAGACACACCAACACACAUACAUACACAUGCGCGCGCACACACACACACACACACACACACACACGCCUGUAAACAUGACAAAGUAUUGAUUGAAAGUCAUUCUCCUUGAGGAGGUGAAUCCGGUCGUGCCUCCCGUGUCUGCUCACAAGAAGCUGUAAUACCAAACAGGCCAAACUCAACGCCCAAUCUCCAAUGUACCCACAAAUCCAGAGACACAUUAACAGGAUUAUUUGUUAACUAUGCAUCUCAUAGUGACACAGCUUGCCUUGCCAUUGCUUUGACCUAACUGGUUCGCAUGGGUAGAAAAUGGGCUCUCAUUGGCCCGCAGUCAUUUCGAUUGGCAGCCGUGACAUUGACUGCAGCGGUGAGGGGGAACUGUCAUUGUGGGUGGUACUGUAGGAAGCACGACAGGCAGAGGCCACACACACACACACACAUAAAUAUACGUACAGACACACACACUCUCUCCCUCCCUUUGUCCUUUGCAGAGUGGUGAUCGCCCCUCCUCUCAUGCCCCUGUGUUCCCCAGGGGAGGCCAAACCUGCUGUGCCAUCAGAAGCUCAUCCCAGCUUUUUUUCUCCCUCUCCCUCAGCCCUAAUCUCAUCAUAUCUCAUGCAAUCGCCCCCCCCCACGCACACACACCCUCACCCCACCCUCCCCUCCUCUCUUCCCCUCCUGUAGCACUGCCACACCUCCAGGAUUAGGAAUAUUAAAACUAUUCUGUUGAUUUCAGGCCUGUGACCUUCCUCAAAAAGUCCUCCCUCUUUCUUCAGACAGCCCUAUUAAUCCUUUUUUCCUUUUACUUUUCUCUCUGACUAUUCAGACGUGAUGCUCACUGUCCUGUCAGAAAUUCUUGCAUAGGAAUGAAGCAGGGUGUUUUGUGCCAAAGCGAGGUCAUUUCAAUGGCAAUAUUGCUGCCUGUAUCUUUAUUUGGCCAAGAAUAUUCCAUGAGAUCACAUCUCAUAUUCAUUUUUUUUUAGCUAAAGAGCAUUUAAAACAUAAAGAAACACCAGUUUUAGAUCAAACAAAGACAUUUUCUUUCCAGCACUGCCACUGUUUACUGUCCAUGAAAAUAUAAUUGCAUCCUGAUUUUUUAUCCCAGCUCCAAGUCAAAUAGGAAACUGAAAUAAAUGCAAAUUAGUUUUUUUCUUUCUUAUGAUUUUUUACCGAGUAUGCACCGCCUGACUGUAUCUCAAUACGAAUCCAUGAAGAUGGCUAUAGCCUUCAUAAAACCUGAGGGGAUUUCAGCAUCACAUCUUGACAGCAAUUAGUGGCACAAUCUGUUUCAUGCUUGCUGAUAUAACUAGGCUCUGGACAGAUCUCAUACUGAAGUGUUACAAUGUUCUGUACAUCUUAAUAUUAUUCAACUGUGGAAGAGGAGAAACACACACGACUCAGCCUACAAAAAUCGACUGUGCUUUUUAAGCAGAUGUUUCAAUCAAAAAAAAAAGAAAAGAAAAAAGAUAACAUGAUUUUUCACCUUACUGUGGCCUUUCGUGUAACAAUCUGGAGUUUUUUUGUGUCCAUGGCUUCCUAUCUGGGGUGUUAAAGAGAUAUUUAUAUCUGUGACGUUUUGGUAAAAAAGAAAAAAAAAUAUGAACAAACAAAUGACAGAAAGAAAUACAUCAGAAUGCAAAGACAGAUGAAAUUAGGUUUAAAUGAUUCAUCUCGCUCUUUUCUCCAAAAUCAAAUGCGACAAAAAGAAAAAAAAAACAUAUCUGUAACAUUCACCAAAGCCUGUGAUGCCUGUUUUAAAUGAUAGAUUCUUGUACAAAAAAACAUAUAAAAUAGCAGAAAAGACUUACAGAUACAAACACAAAAUGAAGAUAAGAAAUGCCUUCAAAUAUUCUGGAGGGGAGGAUUUAAAAAAAGUAAAAGAAAUGCUUCUUUAAGAAAAUGUGUAUGUUUUUUAUUCAAUUUUCUAGUAGUUGCAAACAAAAACUUGGUGUUUUUUCUCUUCGUGUGUUGUGUGUUGUCUUAAUAUUUGAAUGUAUUUUACUGCAGUGCGAAUUUGCCAAAGAUAUCAUAUCACUUGAUUUCUCUCUCUUUUUUUUUUUGGUUGUUUUGUUUUGUUUAGUUUUUUGUUCCUGAAUUGCGACCAAUUUUGAAUUAAACAGUGAAUUUGAUAUUAUGCUUAUUUUUUAUAUUUCUGUUGUUAAUAAUGUUAUUUUAUUUCCUGGGUUUGAGUUUACUGUGAAAUAUUAUUAUUGCAGUUUGCUUGAUGCAUCUCUUCAUACUCAGUCUGUGUACCUGUCCAUCCGUCCACCUGAGUGACUGUUGUUGGUGAAUUAUUCCAUUUAUGUACCUGUAAUGUGAAGCUAAGAAGUAAUUAUUUGUAAAUAUUUGCCAUAAUUUUAUUGGUCCUUCAGAAUAAAAAAUAAUUUUUUGGAA
Molecule: messenger RNA, 8152 nt
Organism: Lates calcarifer (barramundi perch)
Lineage: Eukaryota; Metazoa; Chordata; Actinopteri; Centropomidae
Gene: pax5
Product: paired box 5
Exons: 11
Coding region: 557-1834 (425 amino acids)
Biological process (GO): anatomical structure development; regulation of transcription by RNA polymerase II
Molecular function (GO): DNA-binding transcription factor activity, RNA polymerase II-specific; RNA polymerase II cis-regulatory region sequence-specific DNA binding
Source: RefSeq, a predicted model, not a curated record